CCCAGAGGCAGGCUGGAGGCUUCUGAGGAAGCUCAAAUUAAUUGCAAAAAAUAGAGGAAGCCUUUAGUUUUUUGCAUAAUUUCAGGGUGGUGUGUAAGCUAAAAUUAAGUGUUGUAGAUUAUUUUCAAUCUCACAAGCUCUUGUGGAACCAGUGUCAGCAAAGAACCUCAGCUUUAGAGUCACACCUUGUUCUAAGUGAGAAGCUGCCUUAACGUUUCUUUGUGAGGCAAAGGAAAGUUCACUUUCCCUUGUUACAAGAUGAAAAUUAAAUGCCUGGUCUCUGAGGCUGGGGAAGAAUUCAAUGAGAAAAGAAUUGAAAGGUCACUGGAGUGAUCACUGGAGUCUGACCCUUCCUUCUAUUAAAAAUUUAUCUAGAGUUUCCUAAGCAUAUAAAGGAGGUGAGUCAUUUCUGAUCAAUUACAGGGACCAUAAAACACCCUUGGAAGAAGAGCAUGGUGGCCAAGAGUGAAGGCAGGGACGCAGGCCAAAAAUGAUCUAACCUUAAAGGGUGGGGACACUUCAGGUAUUUUCCUAACUGACCUUAUAAAUCACGUAUUUGACUUGAAAAUGUUUUCUUCCUUGUAAAUUCCCGGUGUUUUUGUUAGGUGUGCCUCUGGAGACUUUCUCGGGAAGACUGCCAAAUGUCAAAGUCAUCUUUGGAAAUUAUUCAAAGCCUCAAACUUUAUUAUUUUUGUACCCAAACUACGUAUGUUUAAAACGAACAGGUGUUCCUGUUAAAAAUGCUUCUCAUUUUCACCUCUCAGCUCAACAUGAGAUUUCAAAUAUGCUAAAGAGCCAGAAAUGUUUCUUCCUUUUUCAAAGUAAGAUGCUCAGCCCUCUGUCUGAAAUGUUAAAUACACAGAUGGAAAUCUGGGAACAGGGAUUUCUGUGGGGAGGGGGGUUUUGGGUAGAACUUGCACUUUAUACCCUGUGCUAUAAAAUUAAUGCAGGCAGAGAUUGCUUCAGUAAUUUUUUAUAAACAUUUAAAAACAAGGGGAAUUCUGACAUCUGAAUCUAUCUUUCCCAUCAAACACGUGGUCCCAGGAAGCUCUGCCUACCUGUGGACGGUGUAUGUGAUUGUGUAAGGAACAGACACCCUGAGAUGGCCAGUUCUUCCUGCUCUUAGAUCUUCAGUGCCCCAUGGCUCUGUCCUAUGGAGACAAAAAAGCUGUGUUGAAAACCUGACAUCUAUUUCUGACUCAGUGGCUGAGGGGCCUGCAAAAGUACCCAAGUCCUAGCUUAGCUGGACAGUGGAAGCAGACAAGUGAUUCUUUUCACUGGCCAGAGAGUCUCUCCUAAUUUCUAUACCAUAGAAAUUAGAGUUCAAGUUUAAGAUUUGACCUAAUUGUCCCCCUCUCUACCAGGUAGGUUGUUCUUUUCCCCUCUGAUAGUGAUUUGCCAAAAGUAAAAAGAACCAUGCCAAUACAAAGAGUACCUGUUACAACAGGUAAUGGGUGAGUGGCAGCCAAAGGUAUGCUAUGGCCCAGAGAACUUGGUGGUGGCACCCCACAUUACCCCACAUAAAAAUAAAUAAAAUAGUGGCAAUAAUUCUUGAUAUAAGCCAUGGAUGUGACUCUAACCUCAGGAAGCACCUGUAACAUGUAAUUUAAGAACAGCCUACUGGCUGGCAGGUGCAGCCUCAAAACAAGUCCCACCCUCCUCCUGACCAUCAACAACAGCAGCCCCCAAGUUUCUCCUGGGCACCAACUCAGCACAGCUAUCAAGAUUCAGAACACAGCUUGGAAAGGAAAUCAGGCUGGGUGGGUGACUAACAGCAUGACAUUCAGUCCUCAAGCCCAGCAGCCCCAGCCUGUUUCUUUGUGUGGAUUGGCUGUAAGAUUUUUAUAAACACCCAAAAGCAUACAGACUGUCAAAAUAUUCCCUGGACACUGAUUUGCUCACUGAGCUAUCUGACAAUGUCUAAAUUGUUUCUCUAAUCUCCAGCAACAGAGGAGGGCCAGUGAAGGGCACCAUUGGCCAGUCUUGGGCAGCAGGAAAUGUCUGAACUGGCUGCCAGGAAGCAGGGAGGCCCUGGAGGGCUGAAGCAGAUGCCGCCAUCUUCCCUCUAAGGCUGGAAUAGAGCCUGUUCUUUGGUUAGAAGGGCACACUUAUUAGGGCAAAGGACGGAAGGACAUGAUAUCACAAAGGGAAAUGCAAAUUCUGUGUAUCUGCAUGGCUGCCUUCACUAAGAAAACAGUGUCUCCCGUGUCCCAAGGGCCAAGCACACAGCCUCGCCAUGGUAUAUGUCCAGUGAACAGGUGACAACUGGGCCUCCUGCAUCCAUCACCAGGUAGAUGGCUUCUCACACAUGGCUUCUCAUUUCACAGAUUGGAAGUAGACUCAGAGACAUUCAGCCAGCAGUUCAAGGUCAACUACUAUGUUGCAGAGCAAAACCUCAAACCCAGGUUGUCUGGUUCCUGACCCUCUGCUCACUGCGUUUCACUCGUUGCUCAGUACUCUCCCCAGAGGCUUUGCAAAGGGUUUUGUGGCCCUCCUGACACAUCUAAGGAAUGAGCAGGAAGAUUGUAUUUGAUGGAAUUAUUACUGACACUAAAAGUUAAUGUUCAACCCUGGGAAGUGGCUCUUCCCUGGCAGAGUUUCCUGCUCUGACCCCCGCCCCAGGCCCCACUUGGAGCUCCUUGGACUGGGGCCUUUAUAGCUCUGUUUACAGUUCACCAAAGGCUCUCAACUUCUUGAAAAGCUGGUUUUUUCCUUUUGGGAGGAGCUGACUCUACCCUAUAUAAGGAUUUCAAGGUUGCUACUGCCCUGCCCAUGUGGAAACACCUCUCCCAGUCAUCCUGUAAAGGUCUGUGUCCUUCAGGGAGGACUUCUGUGGCACAGCUGCUUCGCCAGGACGUGAGAUCCAGCCCCCACCAUGAGGUUUCUGGUCCUCUCCAGCCUGCUCUGUGUGCUGCUGCUUUGCUUCUGCAUCUUCUCCACGGAAGGAGGAAGGCAUCCUGGGCAUCCUGCCAGGCCCUGGAAAGGCAAGCGCUGCUGUUCCCAGGCUCCUGAUCCUGUCCUGAAGACCCGCAAAGGACACCGUGUGAAGAUCUGCAGACCAUGCAAGUUCAAGCCAGAGUCCCCCUUUUGGGUGGUGCCUGGGGCGCUUCCACAGGUUUAGUGUUUCCGAAACAAGGCUCAGUUCCUGAGGCACCCAGCAGCCUAGGUUCCCCCAGCAUCCUCCCCUCGGAGCUGGGGCUGAUGGCAAAGAUCCUAAGACUUCUGGCCCAUGGAAGCCUCUGCCCACAAACCAUGAGCUUCCUCCCUCAAAGACACAGCAUUUCUCAUCUGCCAUGUUGGACUUUUCUUACACUGCCUUUUAGAAAAGCCUGAACUGAAAUUUUCUGAAAAACACAAUAUAGAAAUAAGAGCUUAGAA
Messenger RNA from Miniopterus natalensis, 3378 nucleotides. It is a transcript of the gene GPR15LG, whose product is annotated as G protein-coupled receptor 15 ligand. The record is from RefSeq and is a predicted model, not a curated record. Lineage: Eukaryota; Metazoa; Chordata; Mammalia; Chiroptera; Miniopteridae. Gene Ontology annotation, molecular function: G protein-coupled receptor binding.